AUGGUGCUUUGCUUCAAGCUGAACGGCGUGCCGCACCAGUUUGCAGGCUCCUGGCGCAUCUCCAUAUCCGAAGCUGUGUCCGACGCUGCACAGCGAGUGCUUUGGUACUUUGGACAGGGCACAGGUUUCCAGGGCACUUCACUGAGUGCCGCAGCACAAGUAGCUGAGUCAAUGCCGCCUCAGCUAUUGUCUCCGAAGGAGGCCCUCACCACAAGUUCCGGCAAUGCUUCUCUUGGAAGCGAGCCACGACAUGCAGUAGAGGACAAGACGAUUCUCAUGCAGGUUCAGAAUAUGUUGCAGAAAACAUUCUCAAAGGACACAGCAGCUGGCGACAAGGUUUGGGUGUGGACAUAUGAGCCAUCGCUUGCUGAUCCGCAAGUGUUCCGUGCUUUCGCACAGGUGCCUGCACUUGGCCGAACCUUCCAGGGCGACUGGUGCCGAGGCAAAAAGUUUGCGCAGCGCAACGCGUGCCUCGCAGUCAAGGCCUUCUUGGAAGAGCAGGGUUUGGGCACGGACAUUCCUUGA
Messenger RNA from Symbiodinium natans, 525 nucleotides. NCBI's taxonomy places the organism in Eukaryota, Dinophyceae, Suessiales, Symbiodiniaceae. The record is from the annotation of a GenBank genome assembly.